This is a messenger RNA of Thermochaetoides thermophila DSM 1495, 1086 nucleotides long. RefSeq lists its product as uncharacterized. The transcript is spliced from 2 exons. The record is from RefSeq and is a predicted model, not a curated record. Lineage: Eukaryota; Fungi; Ascomycota; Sordariomycetes; Sordariales; Chaetomiaceae. The coding region runs from base 1 to 1086 and encodes 361 amino acids.
AUGUCCUGGUUGAACUUGACCGAGCAGUACCUAUCUUUCGUUUCUAGCUUUCUUGUCUUCGUCCCCUUUGGCACUACUACCGAGACACUCAACAUGCAUCGCGAAUACCUGCUUACUCUAGGCUUGGGAUAUAUCUUUCCUAAGCUCAAAAAGAAGAUCCAGCCAUCUUCGACAAUGUUUAAUUCCCGGUUCAGUUGGUUGGCUUCGUUCGCGCGGUCUUUGCGGAGAAACAGCUACAAUGCUUCUAGUACUGGCUCAAAAUCUACCAAGAAGACCUCUCUGUUGUCAACCGUUUCCGAUUCAAGCCUCUCUACAAGAAUAGAGGUUACUCUGGUUCAUGGAGCUCAACCCUAUGGUCAUGGAGGGAUUGAACUAUCCUCUCUGCCGCAGCUGACAUCCUCAUCGACUACCAGCAAACGGAUCAGAAACCUUUGGCUUGAGCCGACUAUCGAAGAGAUAGACGCUGCCACAACCCAAAUCUUUUCGAGCAACAACAACUUAGUGCAGACCCGCAUCCAUUGCUUCGACCUCUGCACAAACAUCUCCGGCUUCUCACCACUCCUCAGAAACAGGAGCAUAGCCAGUAGCAAUAGCAGCAGAUUCGAACCAGAGAGGCCCAUCAUGCGGCCCGCUCCUACUCCAAGACCAACCCAAACAUACUCCAGGGCUCCCGGCCACUCAGCAAACAGGUUUGGAGGGAGCGGUUUGGAUAAUAUCUCGCCCUGGAUGAGGGUGAUGGAAGAAUAUGGAUAUCUUGAAGUCAGGUCGUCGAGGCCAAGGGUCGAGGUCGACACCCGUGUAUGGGCCAGUCCCAGAAGCAGUGCCCUUCCCACGAUUGAUGCGAGUGAUCACGAUAGUGAUAUGCUAAUGGGGACGAUGGGUGCUGGAACAGUCACGGCAGUCACCUCUCCUGAUCCUCUCAGGGUCUGUAGCCCUGAAUCUCGCCAAGAUCCGAGUCACAGCCACAAUGGCGAAUCCCGGACGGGGGCUGUUCACAUCCAUACAAGCAUCGAACACUGUACAGAAAUGGCUAAUCUUGUCCUUGACAACGCAAGGACGGAUCGCAAUAGGGAAUUUGGGGAUUAA